Molecule: messenger RNA, 837 nt
Organism: Ilyonectria robusta
Lineage: Eukaryota; Fungi; Ascomycota; Sordariomycetes; Hypocreales; Nectriaceae
Exons: 2
Coding region: 1-837 (278 amino acids)
Source: RefSeq, a predicted model, not a curated record
AUGCGUUUCUUCGAAUGGGUCGUUGGCCUCACCGUCGGCAUCGCCAAUGUGUCUCUCACCAGCGCCGACUACGUGCCCAUCAAUGCGAGCGCCGUGCUCGACGUGCCGCACACAGUCACGGCCGGCGAGGACACUCUCGUGCACUUGAACUUCUCCAACAGCGCCAAGGCAGGGUAUGAGCACCAAUAUAUGGAGAUUUAUGCUUGGGCGUGGACGCAAAAGGAGGUGAAGGAUGACUGGUCGUCUACGCAGCCUGUACUGUACUGCCUUCUCGACCCAUGUGUUGCAACAAACCUAACCACCAUCUCCCUCAACGUCCCUGCCGACGCUCUCCCAGACGCGCGCAUGGCAGUCUCGUACGCUCUGUUCCACUCAGACAAGGUCGGCUUCAGCACUUGGGGCGACCAGUCUACCGACUUUAACCUGACCGGCGGCAAGGCCACACUUUCUGACUGGGAGGUUAAGAACGGUUGGGGAGCCGUGAGCCAUUGGACGACUCGCCUCCCCUGCACAUCCGUCGACUGCGCAAGGGCAUGCAUCGAGGAGCACCUGGAUCUGAACGAGUAUUACUACAACCAGGGCAGCCGAAAGACGGCAUUUGAGGCCUGUGUGGAGGGUUGCCCCGGUUUGCUAGCCAUGGGCGACUAUUCGAGUAGAACGUGUACCGUGGAGAACGCGACCAAGACAUCAUCUGAGGAAAAUGAGUCUGCCACCGCCAGUUCAUCGUCGGACGCGGCGUCGUCAUCAGUUGACUCCUCUGGACCGCGGGCAGCGGGCUCUGAUCUGGUUUCAAUUGUGUGGGUAGCAAUGGCAAUAGCACUGUGUACACUUUUGUAA